CGUCACGGCGAGCGUCCCGACGCCGCUCUCUCGAUUCGCUCGACGACGCGGCCAGCUCGACGUAGUCAGUACACGCGUCCCGACGCCCGGGGAUGCGUCCGCCGGUGGAGGUGUAGGUUUUGCCGCGUGAAUUGUUGAUCGUUUUGUGGACGAUAUUUUGCCGGGGAAGAUUCGUGUAAAACUCGAUUUCACUCGGAGGGAAAAACCGGAAAAAGUGCGCGGACGAAAGAGCGAGGAGAAACGCAUAUACAACGCAUAUGGCGCAUCGUGCCUCACUCUUGCUAAUAUAAUGCUACACUUUUUUCGCGAGGUAAUGCUCCUCGGUGUGAGAUUACUUCUUUAAGAACAAUUCGUUUUUGUAAUUGAAAAAAUUUUGGCAGUGGAUAUAAUUCAUCGUUGAAUUAUGCGUCUCUCAUUAAACGGUGAUGUAAUGCUCGUGGAUCGGAAUCCCUUCGGUACGAUCGGAGUGAGACUGAGAUUUAGAUAACGAUCCAUUGACGCGCGCGAGUGGUCUCCGUAAUUUGGACGAUACACUGUGUACAUUUGGUGUAAGACCGAGAUAAAACAGGAAGGGAAAAUAGAGAAAGAGAGAGAGAGAGAAAAAGGAAGAUCUGUACCCUGUUAUCUCGACCAAGUGCAAUUGCGUUAUUUUUAUGUGACAAGUUGCCUGCAAGAUACAGAACAUGGCAGCUAGGAUCUCAAAUAAAAAUCGGCCGGUGCGAGUACGCGUGAAACUGAUGGUGCUGCAACGUUAAUGCAAACAAUAUUAUUAAAAGGACAUUUUACAGCAUUUUACGCAAGGUGUGAGUUAUUGGGCUAUAUUUCACGUUGUGCGUGCUCUAGAUAUUCUUUUUUCCACCAUUACGACCCGCAUGCCGAGCGUGUUUCUCGUACGACGACUAAAGGGCAGAAAGUGUGCGGGAAAUAAAGAUGCGCUCAUAUAUAUACGGUGCUUUUUACGAAGUAAUCUACGGUUGAAUAUAUUUGACGACGGGACUAAUGACUUGAAAGAACUUGGAUCUCAAAGACAAACCGUUUACACGAGUACGAGUUUGUAUAAUAUUUCCUUUUUAUUUUACCAAAAAAUUUUGAAAUAGCAUUAUUAACAUCGAAUUUCGGUAAAUAACCUUGUCAGAAAUUGGAAAUUAAAGAGAUUAUUCCUCUUUGAAAAUAUAACUAGGUUCCUGAGGACAUAAUUAGUGUGAGAAUAUUAAUUGUUCAAUAUUAUGUUAUUAAAUAUGUGAUGGUAACUCGCUUCGACUAAAUUAAAAUCCUGCUGCAUUAAAGUAAAUAAGAUAUUAUCUGAAGAACGCAGUUUUCUCUCUAUCAAUUUACCUACUUGAAAAUAUAUCAUGAAAAUUCCUCUUUUAAUCGAUCGUAACUCCAUAAUUAAUGGCGUGUCUUUCUGUGACGAAGGAAGAUCAGUUUUCGAUGAUGAUAUCGCACAAUAUAUGAGAGUAUCCAUUAUCGAACACUUCGUGUAUGGGCAUUAAAAAUGCAUUCAUUCAUAUCUUGUCAGUUCUGCAAGGAAAAUAUGUGUGGCACCCCCUUUCCUCUUCCAUAUCCUUCUACACAAUACAGAAAAGGACUGAAAGAUAUAGCUAAAACUAUAUAUAUUUGAAAAGAAUAUUGGAAGACAGAUUCAUAAAACACUUUAAACCAUUUUAUCGGAAAUAUUAUACAUGAAUAUCUUUAAUAACAAAAUUACAAUUAACAUAUUUAUAUUUACAAUAAAUAUAUUUAUGAGAAAGCUAUCGAACGUUGCACAAAAAUCAUAUUUUAUUAUAAAUAUUAAAUACAUUUCCAAUAGCUAUCCCUUUCACAUCAAAAUUGCAAUUUAGUGUUCCCUUAUACUGCUCCAAAUGUCGCGCAGCGCUUUUGCGAUUGUUCGCAAUUAUGCGAGCUCACUGUCGCGAAACGUUAGAGCAAUUCUAUUAUUCAAUGCGACGAAAUGAUGUUUAUGCGCGAUUUGGCUGAUACCUGAAUUAAUCCGUUUCCGCACACAAUGCCGGUCACUCGUAAAGCAGACAUAUGUCCGCCCGUGAUAUUAUAUGCUGGAAUUAUUCUUCGCAUUACGAGAGAGGCAGAGAAAGAGGCGGAGGGGGAGAAAAAGAGAGAAUGAGCGAUCCGGAGCGACGCGAUAGCCAGAAUAAUUCAUUCAGAGUGAUAUAACGUCGUCGGUGUGAGGAAUCGCGGAAAUCUCUGGCGCGGAGCGAAAUCAAAUCUGCCGCAUUCGGCGGAGUAUAUUAUCAUAAGAAAAAAGAUUAUUGAGAAUCUCUCCCGAGAUAAGAUCCCAUGGUAAAUUGAUCGACCGUCGUCCGGGAGUUUUUCCGCAAUGUCGUUUCGGACGCGAUUAACUCCUCGGCACGGAUGCGAUUUUCGACCGGCAGGAUCGAUUUAUCGGAAGUGGCGAUCGUGCAGGCGAAGGGAGAACGACUAUUAGAGAACGACAGUUUAAGCCGGCCGAACUAAGCCAGUAAAUUCUUUCGUCGUAUAUCACUUUUUAUAUUUUCUAUUCGGAUUCGCGCGAUAGGGAUCACUGUCACCUCGGGUAAGCGUCACCCUCGUGUUUCACGUAUAUCCUGUCAUUUCCCGUCGUAUUUUAUAGCAAUCGUUGCGUAUUAUUCUGCCAAACUUUAUAUUGAUCAUGCCACGGACAACGAUAAACCGUCCGCGGGCAAACCCUGCAGGAAUUUUGGAUGGAAAAUUUGUCCGAAGCAAAAAGCGUGAUUAGUAAGACAACCUGAUGGAAACAUUCAGCAGACCUUUCCAUUGAAUGAGAUCAGUUCUGAAAAUUGCGUCGAUGCAUGCGCUCUUUUAUCCAAAUUUUGUUUAACCUUUAGAAAAUAUCUGAGAAUAUAUUACGAAAUUGAAGAUAAAGGAGAAUCAAUACGUCAAUACGUCAAUCCUGAUCUUUAACCGUUAAUAGAACAUGAUAUGAUAGCGUGAAUAUGAUAUGGCAUAUACUGAUGUAUCGAUUUUACAUUUGACAGCAAAAUUACUUUCCAUCACCGUGAGAACCAUCACGUUCUUGUUCUAAAGCACUUUUCACUGUGAUGAAAACAACUACUGUUGCAACAACUCUGCUUGUUACUGUCGCAAAUGCGACGCCAAGGCUGCGUGGCGCAGCUUGAAAUUUAGUCCUUUAGCUCACCGAGUAAAAGACUUAGGAGGAACGCGUAUACCGCGUACCUGGCUUCUGCUAAUCCAUUUUUUUCCAGAAAAUCCUGAAAUUCCCGCAGCGGUACGAGAACAGGAAACUUUCGCGGUCAUUAUUCCGUGGCGGGCAGUGAAUUUACGUCCGUGAGCUGGAAGAUUCGGUCGCGUAUAAAUUUCCCCACGGUUCGUGUUUCUCGUUUAGCGUUUCUCGGAUUUUAGCAUUUUCCUGAACACGGCUCUCUCGCAUCGCGCCGAUUGUUGUUAUUCCGGAACGACGGUAACAUUUUGCCCGAGUUCUUGCCGCGGCGAUUGUUUGCGGGCAAACAUCCGGGUCGCGGUAAACGCGUCUAAGAGAGCAGGAAAUGGAAUUUUACUUGUACAGCAGCGAAUCACCUUUAUGGAUGUUGAUAUUGCCAAUCUCUCCGCGGUUUCCGAUAAUGGCGAAAAUCAGAUUUAUAGAAUGAGGGUGGCACGGCUAUUACUGUGCUGCGUACUUCUCGAAGACUACAGCACCAAUCUCGGCGGAACGGCAAUUACCAGUGACGCCAUGCGCCAGGACGGCCCCUCGUCCGCGACGAAUCCGACGCUAUCAGGAAAAUUGGACAACUCGGGAGAUCAAUUACAUGUGCCGAGCUUCUCGGAGCCGAUUGGCAACGUAACUGCCGCCAUCGGCAAAGAAGUCGCCCUCUCCUGCACCAUCAGGAAGGUGGGAAACUACAAGGUGGGAUGGCUACGUGCCGAGGAUCAGACGAUACUAUCCAUGGGGGAUCGACGAGUCACCCAAUCAUCCCGUUUCUUCGUCACUUUGGAGAACGCGAAGACCAAGAAUCAGACGCAGUCGCGGGAGGACGAGGAGGCCACUUGGCAGCUGCAUAUUCGGGCACUGAAGGAGGCCGACCGUGGCUGCUACAUGUGCCAACUCAACACCAAGCCCAUGUUGAGCCAGUUGGGAUGCGUGGAUGUCCUAGUGCCUCCCGAUAUUUUGAGUUCCGGUACCUCGGACGGCGAGGUUUCCGUUCUCGAGGGUGAGAACGCCACGUUGUCGUGCAAGGCGUCCGGACGACCGCCGCCUCGCGUGUUCUGGCGACGCGAGAAAAGUGAUUACAUACUCAUGAGAGGUGUUCACGACCCGUUGGUACAAGUGGACAACCCGUCCGGCGAAAGGCUGGAAUUAACCAGGGUAGACAGGAGGCAAAUGGGGGCUUAUCUUUGCAUAGCGAAAAACGAAGUGCCUCCAGCGGUCAGCAAGAGGGUUAAUCUAAAAGUAAAUUUUCCUCCCAGCGCGAAGACACCUAAUCAGCUGCUCAGUUCUCCCCUGGAUACGAACGUGUCGCUAAUCUGCUUGAUCGAGGCUUAUCCCAAAACGAUUAACUUGUGGAUGCGAAAGGAGCAAGUUAUCAUGAGCGGAGGCAGGUACGAAAUCGACGAGCGAGGAGACCCCGACGAGGAAUGGAAGACGACGAUCGUGCUGAAGAUAAGACGCUUGGAGAAAACGGAUUUGGGUGAAUACACGUGCUCAGCCUCCUCAAGUAUGGGAAAAGCCGAGGCGACUCUCAGGGUCUACGAGAUCGAGCGCGCGACUGUACCUAGCCGCGUCACCUCGACCAACUGGAAGCGACUAAACCGAGGCAAGUCAAAGUCGGGACAAGGCACGAUGGUCAAUCGGAUUUUCCACCAACAAGUGAGCACGCCGGCGAUGCAGAAGAGCACCGCACGACUGACGUACAACAACCGAUACGCGACUACGUCGACGACCGCGGAUCCACACGUAUCCUUAAUCAAGGACCACGGUAACGCCUUCAAGCACAACAAUCGUAACGACAACCAGCAGGAUCUCAAAAAUCACAGCCACGCGUCCGCGGUCGUCGCCAGCAAGCAGAUCGUCCUGUCAUUCUGUUUAAUCCUAUUCUCGACGGUACGAUAAGACAUCGCUCUAAUCGGCGGCGAUGCGUUGUACGACUUUCGAGAUGGCACAAGUGCUUUGCGACGAGCGGAGACUACGGUAAUACCGGUUGAAAACGUCGAGAAAACCAGCGGACGACUCUUUGUCAUGGAGAUGCAAGCUUCUAAUGUGUAUGCUUCCAUCCCUGGGUUACCCGAAGUAGGGAUGGUAUGGAUGGGGGGUGAAAGCAUGAUGAUGCACGGGGAGCCGACUCAUCAUGAGCUCAUGCUGGAUCCCCGUCAAGCCGAGAGCCCGUUCUUCUCACACGGUUCACACCCGUAUGAAGACCUCAGAAAUCAUAUCGCUCCUACCACCAUGGUACGCUACAUACCACAGCAAUUCUCCACCGAGUGUUCGGAACCCGAUGAGGCAAUGGAGGCUGUAGAUGCUCAUGAGAUACAGCAGGAAUACGAUUCACAGUCGGAAAGGCCAGAAAUGAGCGAGUACUUGACGUUAGAAGACUAUAUGGGCGAUGAAGAACGAGAGCAAAUCGUGAGCAAUGCGGCGACUCAGACUACUCAAGACAAUCGUAAUCGCAAAAUAAAGCCUAUUAAGCAUCCCGGACUCGUUUUGAAGACACCAAUCGCUUAUCAGCCUCAUACCGAUCUAAAUUUUAUUCCUAUUCGCAAAGACGGCAUAGCUGUUUGUGAGAAAUGUGGUGCUAUUGGUGUGAAGCAUGCCUUUUAUACAAAGGAACGUAGAUUUUGCAGCAGAGCUUGCGCCCGUUCUUCAGAGCAUACAGCACCAACUGCUGACUCAACGUACAGUCCAUCUCAUUCGGUGGAUCAGCCGACGUCUGUGAAUCAAGCGUCUCCAAGCGAUACAAAAAUACAGGCGGAUGUGGUUGUAAAGGAGGAAGUGGAUAUGAAAGAACCCGCCGAAUCAGAGAAAGAUAAGGUUAAAUUGGAGCCAGUAAUGCCCGAGGAUCUACCGGUCAGGAGAAAACGAACAGCGGAGAUGGCCGGUUCCUACGACUGGACGUCGCAGCUUGUCGAGCCUGGAUUUUGCGCCGCGCCAGUUUCCUGUUUCAAACAUGCUCCUAUAUCAGAAAUAUGGGAUAACAUCACAGUUGGUAUGAAAGUAGAGGUAGAAAAUACCGACUGCGAUGAAGUGUGCGAGGCUUUCCCAGACUCGUUUUGGGUCGCGACCGUCUUACGUAUAUGCGGCUAUAGAGCUCUGUUAAGGUACGAGGGUUUCGGACACAAUGCGGACAAAGAUUUUUGGGUAUCGCUUUGUUCUAACGACAUACAUCCGGUUGGUUGGUGUGCCACAAUUGGAAAACCUCUUAUUCCACCUAACACGAUUGCGAACAAGUACAAAGAUUGGAAGGACUUUCUGAAGAGGCGACUAACCGGUGCGAGAACGCUACCGACGAAUUUUUACAACAAGGUGAACGACAGCAUGAAGUCCCGCUUUCGAUGCGGGCUUCAUUUGGAGGUGGUAGACAAGAACAGAAUCUCACAGGUGAAGGUGGCGACGAUACAGAAAAUCGUUGGCAAACGGUUGCACGUGAGAUAUUACGACUCGUCGCCGGAGGACAACGGUUUCUGGUGCCACGAGGAUUCGCCGCUCAUACAUCCUGUCGGCUGGGCUAAGAAAGUGGGACAGAUGUUGGACGCGUAUCCCGAAUACCUGGACCGAGUCGCCAAAUCAAAAUUGUCCGAGGACGACGCGACGGAGAAUCUCUUUCAUGUGCCAAAGAAUCAUCACCUUGGAUGCUCGUUCAGGGAGGGUAUGAAGAUAGAGGCCAUCGAUCCGCUCAAUCUUUCGGCUAUAUGCGCAGCAACGGUCAUGCAAGUCCUGAAGGAAGAUUACAUCAUGAUACGCAUCGACAGUUACGACGAGGACGCGAGUGGCGCCGAUUGGUUCUGCUACCAUUCGUGCUCGCCCUGCGUCUUUCCGAUCGGGUUUUGUUCGCAACACGGUUUACCGUUAACGCCGCCAAAGGGUUACGACCCCACUACCUUUACAUGGGAUUCAUAUCUGGUGGAAAGCAACACUGUGCCCGCUCCUUUACAAUUGUUUAACCGGGAGAUUCCCGUACAACACGGAUUCAUCGAGGGAAUGAGGCUCGAAGCUGCCGACCUGAUGGAUCCUAGACUCGUUUGCGUCGCUACUAUUACUAGAGUGAUCGGCAGGCUACUGCGGGUACACUUUGAUGGUUGGGAAGACGAGUAUGAUCAAUGGUUGGAUUGUCAGAGCCCGGACAUUUAUCCCGUUGGAUGGUGCGAUCUCGUCGACCAUAAAUUGGAGGGGCCGCGUGCACACGUUAAAAACACUAGUCCUACUGUAAAAUCACCGAGAGGCCUUAAACGUAAAGCUAAGAGGAAACUGAAGAAGGGUGGCAAGAUGUCUUGCUCCAAGAGUAUACUACCUCGAGGUAUGCUACCUCGUCAGAGCGAACGUAUUAGUAUGGCUCGCGAACGCGAGCGAGAACUGGAGCCCGCUCAAGGCACGAAAAUCGAGCGAGAGCGCGAUCUGGAGAGCCUACCGGAACAGAGAAGCAGGGAGCCGGAACCGGCGGAAGAGCCAGCUGGACCCGAUCAGACCUUACCCAGUCCUACGACUGGCCAAGGUCAAGCGUUGAACGACACGCAGAGCGAAGUACAGAGCCCUCCACCACCUAAGGAAAGGACUGCCACGUCAUACAUUAACGUGACUUCAGCGAGUAGUAAAUACAUACCGAGGCUAGCAGAUGGUGUGCAAAAAGGUUCGGAAUCUGGUGAUCUAGUGCCAUCUGAGUGGAAUGUCUUUGAUGUUGCACAAUUCCUUCGUGUUAAUGACUGCGCGACGUACUGCGAUAAUUUCAGUAAACGUAAAAUAGAUGGAAAGACAUUGCUGACUCUCACCAAGGACCAAAUAAUAGACCUAACGGGUUUCAAAGUUGGACCUUCCUUAAAGAUAUAUGAUUUAAUUCAGCAAUUAAAAAUCAAAGUGAAUCCAGCUCAGGAAAGGUUGAAAUUAGGAUUGAAGAAAUUAUUAUAACAAAACUAGUACAUAGCGCUAUGAAUAAGUUUCAUCAUUACGCAAAUUAGUCAUGGAUUUACAGGUAAGGCACGUGAAGUAACGAUAGUUGAAAUCAUCUCCCAUCUUUCACUAUGGUUACAUACGUUAUUUGUUACAUACUUUACUAAUGUACUGAAGAAAUGUUUUUAUCUAGAUUCUUUAUAGUCUAAAAUGUAGAAAACUUGGAUGCCGUAUGAUUUGCUAUAAGUUGAAACAGAUUAUUCUAUUCCGGAAAGCAACUAUGAUGUAUUCUUGAUCCUUUCAUCAUUUGUUUAUGUGUGUGUGUGUACACACACACACACACAUAUAUAUACAUCAGUAUAUACUUUUAUAUAUAUAUAUAUAUAAGUAUAUACUGAUUUUAAUAAAUUAAUGAACGUAUGAACUACACUGCUUAUUGUGGUUCAUCAAUUUAUUAAAUUCAAAAUGUGCAGUUAACGUUGACGUGAAGAAAGAAAGUUUGCAAUUGGAUUGAAUUUGCAAUGGAACUUGAGUUAGUAAAUUGCGAUAUGGCAAAAAUCAAUUAAUAUAAAAUAAAUAAUUUCUUAACAUGUAACAAUAAAUUUAAUCGCUGUUCAUAAAAUUUUAACAGGAAACGGUAUCUUUUACAAAUACCACUUAAUCAGUGAACUAACAAAUACCAUGUCACUGAUAUUGCAUUAUAUUUCAUAUUAUACGUAAACGAAGUCCAAAGGAAAUAUACAUGGUAUGUGUUUACGGUAACCACAGCUAUACACAUAUGUACAUGUAAGAAACUGAGGUUUGCAUUCCGGAAUGAACCAAUCGAAUAACAAUCAUGACAGCAUCUAAUUUUUUCAUGAUGUCCAUAGUAUCAUAGAAAAAAAUUAAAAUUAACAUUUUUUCACACAAUGAUGUGUCAUAUAUUAUAUAUAUAUUUAUACUUGAUACAUAUAGUCAUAUGUAAGGAGGAUUUGAUGUACGUACAUUGCACAUAUACAUACUCAUAAAUACGUAACAUAUUUUCUCUAAUAAGUUUUUCUACUCGAUUCUUUCUUCCGACCACGGCAUUAUUUGUAAAUCCAUGCUGUCACGUUGCACUGCAUUAAAAAUACGGAUGCAUCAGCCACGUGAAAAACGAUCGAUACGCAACAUUUUUUUUGAAAAUGAAACUCAAAGACUAAACUUUAACUACGGUCGCUCUGCUUUCUGAAUGUACACAUCGACAGAGUAAAUUAAUACAGAUGUAUUAAAUACAACCACGAAGUACAAAGAACAUUUUCUUCUUUAUCACAUCCAAAUACCGAUUAAUAUUAAACUUGUUGAACAAUGACACAAUAUUUACAGAGAAAGAGAGAGAGAGAGAGAGUUCCGUCUAUUUUAAUAAAUCUCUAUCAAUUCACUCUGUAUAGCGCAGCAUACACAUACACACACACACAUAUAUAUAUAUAUAUAUAUAUAUAAAUUUGUAAAUAAGAAAAACGAAAUUAAGCGCAUGUAUGUCUCUUGUAUAUAUUAUAUGUAACAUGUUAGUUUUAGCUGUUCUCUUUGCAAAUGCGCACGGCACCAGGCACUGUGUAAUCGUGCAUCGCUUACGUGUAACUUUCACAAAGUGACUGAUGCAUACGUAUUAUAUACAUUUGUAUCUAUAUAUCGCUUAAUCACCUCUACGACGAAUCAAAGCAGUCAGAUAAAGCUAAAGAACACCGCUUUGGAUCUUAAAUAUUAUUUUAGUACUAUAACGCGGUUACUCGCGAUUAUUUAUUCAGUUUGGAAUCUCUUUAAGAACGGGCUUUACGCCGUUUCUACGCCUUUUACUUAAUGUUUUUUCGAAAACAUUAUCUGGUGAGAGCAUGUGUCUUGUAUGACUGGCCAAACAACGUAGUGUCAUUCUCAUGCACGAAUUAUCACAGAAUUCUAACAAUAUGUUAUUCAACUAAUGUAUUCUCACGUGUAUUUGUGUGUCAUGUUAGUUGACGAUCGAAAUUUUACUGCAAAUUUCUGAAUCAAACAGCGGCAUUGAACGUAUGUGAUACGAAAUCUGCCGGAUCGUUAUUACCACUAAAGGAUUGAGAAUCGGUUAAGCUUUGAUCUUAAUUUAUCUGAUUCUUUGUUCUAAUUAGAUUUAAGGUUACAGAAAUCAGUUCAGUUACGAUUGGAAACAUUCACAUUGAGAAAUCCAUUAAAUCUAUCUUGAUUUUAAGUAAAAUAUUAUAUUAAGAAUUUAAGCGGUUUUGUGAGGAAAUUUAUUCGAUAGUUUUCUGAUCUUUUUUUUGCGAUUUCAUGAUAUAGCGCGGAUAAAUUUAUAUUUUAGUCGAGUAAGAGUAAUGCAAUCGUAAGUACAAAAGAGCAAUACCGACUAUAAUUCUUGUGCUACAAUGAUACGUUUAAAUUUUAGCAUUGCAAUUUGCGAUAAUCAUCUCAAUCGUCAAACGAAAUUACAUUGUGACUUGAUUGUUCAUUCUGGAUGUGGAUCAAAUUUAGAUAAAGUAUCCUAUCAUUUUUAUGGAAACAGGAGUAUAAUAAUGCAGAAUUUUUUAGUUUUUUUAUUAUUAAUAUUAGACGAAGCGAAAAGUCUCGCGAAAAGUAUUGUAAAAGUAUUUAAUUAUUAUAUCUUACUUUUCCAUGUCGCACGUGGUUUUUAUUCGUCAGUUUCUCGAUUUACGUAUACGUAUUAUCUAAUUGCGAAUUUAGAUUUACAACAAUGGGUAACAUUCCACAUUUAUGCGAAUGUUAUAUUAUGGAGAAAGGUGCGAGCGGAUAAUGCGAACGUCGAUAUCUGCCAGGAAUUGUUACUACUGUGCAACAUUUAAUUAUCGGAUUCAAUACAAUAAGUUUCUCUACAACAAGGAUUGAAAUUAAAUUCAUAUAAUUCAAUUCGUUCUAAUUUUUAAUGAAAGGGCCAGGCUUCGCAUUCGCGGUUUGUCGAAUGGAAAACGAUAAAAGGUAUUCUCGCUAAUCUUACGAGUGAUUAUUUGGGAAAGAUACUCGAAAUUUUUCCAUCGUCGAUACGAGUGACAUAUCGUGUGCCAUUUUGUUUGCUGAAAUAUUUACCAAAAUUGUACUGCGCUAGCGUAAACUCGCGAUUGGUAAGAAAUUAUAGGAAUGUGUUGUACACGUUUGAUUAUAUAAAUAUCCAUAUAAUUCUA
Messenger RNA from Ooceraea biroi (clonal raider ant), 11214 nucleotides. RefSeq names its product polycomb protein Sfmbt. Gene Ontology annotation, biological process: negative regulation of DNA-templated transcription; heterochromatin formation. Lineage: Eukaryota; Metazoa; Arthropoda; Insecta; Hymenoptera; Formicidae. The record is from RefSeq and is a predicted model, not a curated record. Gene Ontology annotation, molecular function: chromatin binding; zinc ion binding. Gene Ontology annotation, cellular component: nucleus.